Cottoperca gobio is the source of this 2010-nucleotide messenger RNA. RefSeq names its product cilia and flagella associated protein 206 (gene cfap206). Gene Ontology annotation, biological process: regulation of flagellated sperm motility; sperm axoneme assembly; regulation of cilium beat frequency. The transcript is spliced from 12 exons. Bases 244 to 1908 code for a protein of 554 amino acids. Lineage: Eukaryota; Metazoa; Chordata; Actinopteri; Perciformes; Bovichtidae. Gene Ontology annotation, cellular component: axoneme; ciliary basal body. The record is from RefSeq and is a predicted model, not a curated record.
GGACACUUUGGUGGCGUUCAUGGUCAGUAAACCGUGACGGAAUUUACAAGCUAGUCAAGCUAGCUAGAGUUUACCAGUAACGUCAGCUAACGCUUGCUGGAUGCUAAUGCUUCAUAGUUCAAUCAAGUUCGUACACAUGCUGUGAAAGCUGUUGUGCUGGACCCAAGAAAUGGGUUUAAUGUUGACCGAACACUGACCAAACAAGAUGUCCAGAAACUUGAAGAGCUGUGUCUGGAUAAACUGAUGGAAAAGUGCAGCCCGUCUCUUGACACAAUCAAAAUGCAAGUGUAUUUUGAUAUGAAUUACACCUCCCGGCGUGAGUUUCUUGAGGAUAUCCACCGGGUGGAGGAGUCCAGGCUGAGUCCAGUGAGCAGAGAGAUUACAGACACCAGAGUGAAAACACGAGAGGAAUUAGACGCUUUGUACCGUAAAAUCAUCACCUAUAUCCAGCUGCACUCCAGCAUGGGCUCACCUACAGAUGUCACCGCUGUGAAAGAGGCGACAGCUGCCCUGCAGAGUGUCUUCCCUCAGACUGAACUGGGAGCCUUCAUGGUGCUCUUAAAGAGGGACAAGGAGCAGCAGCUCAAUGAGCUCACCAUGAUUGUCACAGGGAUAAGACUCUUCAACAAAGCCAGCAAGAAGGGAGGCGAGGAGACUGACCUUCAUGAACUAAUGCCCGCAAUUCUUAAUGAAGCACUUCCAGUCACCAGUAAAAGCAUAGAAAACAGGCUGAGUGCAUCCCAGACUUUGGUAUGGAAAUACACCACGGUGCUGGAGAAGCUAACGGACCCCGACAGUCCGUCUGGAGAAUGUGACACACCCGUUGUGCUGCUUAAACAGGCUCUCUACAACGUCAAGCAGCAUGAUGUUUUCCUCAAAAUGUUACUGGCGGAUGCAUGUUUAUGUGCCAAGCAUGUUGAAAUCCUCCAGACUGCACUCUCAUCACAGAUGAAGCUGCUGAAAGAAACUGUGCAAUCAAAGACUGCUGUCCCCACUGCAAAGGUUUUUCCCCUGUUCAAGUCCCUGUCAAAGCUGUGGUCUGGACUUCAGGAUGAGGCUCAGCUGCUGAACAUCUUCAAUAACAUCGUGCACAAUCUGCAGCCCUUUGUUGCCUCUCAGGCCAAUAUCUUUUCAGAGACUUAUUUGGAUGGCCUGCUGGAGGCGUCAGAGGUGAAGACAGACGAACAGAGAAUAACUGAGUCCUCAGGUGAGCGUAUUGUUCCAGCGGAGAUGAACACGCAGGAAUGGCUCCUGCCUGAAACAACAGCCAGUGUUAAUGAGCUGUCGCUGCAGUAUGAUGGAGUCUGUGGCUACACGCUGGUCAACAGAGAUGGGCUUCUACUUCCAGGUAAUCCACACAUUGGAGUCCUUAUACACGAAGAGAAGCUCUAUGUGUUUAGUUCCAAAGAAGCUGCAUUAAAGUUUGCCUCCAGUCCAGGGGAAUUCAUAGCAGAGGUGGCAGAGAAAGCCAAGCACUCCCCUGAACUCAUUCAGCUCCUCAAACUCCACCAACAAUUUUCUUGCGUCAGCCCUUACUUAGAGAUGCAGCCGGGAAAGGGUCUAUUGGUGAAGCCCAUCACCAAGUGUGAGAGCGGCACACAGACAGACAUCCACCCAGUGGAGACAAAUAUCGCCAAGUCAUACGAGUGGAAUGAGUGGGAGCUGCGGAGAAAAGCUAUCAAACUGGCUAAUCUCCUGAGCAAAGUGACACAGUCAGUGCAGACUGAUCUGAGCCACAUGAGACGGGAAAACAUCACUCAGACCUGGCUGCCCAAGGACGCUGCCAGUCAAAGCAAGAGAGACGGUGAGAGCAACGUGCCCAAACCUCAGACCUACCUGGCUGGGCUGAGAGGACAAAGAGAUGGACUCGUGGUCAAAACAAACCUGACCAGGUCUGUGGAUGAAUAAUUAGGCCUGCAAAAGAGAGAAAACAUGAAAAUAAAAGAUAAUGUACAUAAGUUAUUGUUUUUAUUGAUGUUGCUCUUGUGUUUCUUGAUGAUGACUUGAGGA